Messenger RNA from Chlamydomonas reinhardtii, 3261 nucleotides. RefSeq lists its product as uncharacterized. The record is from RefSeq and is a predicted model, not a curated record. NCBI's taxonomy places the organism in Eukaryota, Viridiplantae, Chlorophyta, Chlorophyceae, Chlamydomonadales, Chlamydomonadaceae. Bases 77 to 307 code for a protein of 76 amino acids. The transcript has 2 exons.
CUAAUCGCGGCCCGGGCGUGGGAUUGGUUGAAGGGGCGCCGUCCCACUUCAGGUAGUACCCAGAGCCUGGCAGGCCAUGUGGGGAUGCGCGGAGGGGUGGAGUGGACAGGGCGCAUGCGGAGUACUGGGGCAGCCUAGAUUCCAUGCUACAACGGCGCUUGGGCCGCCAGGAAUCGACACGGCCGGGCCGCACGGUGUCCGGGCGCCCGGCCACCCCACACGCGCAGGGCUCACGGACGGGCCCAGCGUCCGCGCGGCGGCUGCAAAAAUGCCCAGCCCUAGUUCUUUCGGACAUGUGUCCAUAUAGGCGUGCUAGGAGCUCCCUGGCAGUGCACGGGGGCCAUACCUUGCGCCUGGGUGGGCAUGUGGAGAUGUUUGCCGGGUCCGCAUUUCGUUAGGAUUCGGGCUACCCCCACUUCAAGGCAGCUUUUGUGAGGUCACUUGGGACCAACUAUAUGAUGAUAGGCAAAUGGAGGAACCGACGCCACGAAACUGGCGACUUUUAGAAAUAGAAAUAGAAAUAGAGACACCCUGCCGUAGGCAAGUGGUGUGAAUUAAGGGAGUGGGGGGAGAUGAGGAGGUGGGCCAGGCCCGCCUCCUGUACGCCCCCACUACCGAGCAUGUGAAGGCGGGCGUGCAGGCCAGGCCUGCAUCCCGCCAGGAUGUUACGUCCCGCCCGGGUCGCCAGGUGGCAGUCCCCGUUCGAGACGCCGUCUGGUCAAGACAAUGUGGUUGAGGGUGGCGACUGCGUGGUCGUGUAGGGUGUCGCAGCACUGCCUGGCUUUGUGGGAAGUGACGCCCAGGGAGGUGAGGAGGGGAUGGAGGUCCUUGCGGAUUGUGCCUGCAAAUCCGAGGCUGAUUGCGCUCUGCGGGGUGUAUUGCACUUUCCAUCCCGCUUCCCGCAGGUCGGCUGCAAGUGCCUGGUGCUGUUGUGCUUUUUCGUGUUGCUUGGCGGCGUGGUUCGUGUCGGCGGUGUAUCCUGCUUCGAUGAUGUGGAUGGUGUCGCGUUCGCUGGGAAACACGACAAAGUCUGGGUUUAGGGCUGCGGCGAGGGAGAUGGAAGGGAUUAGUAGGAUGUCGGGGCGGUAAUGUAGGUGGCGUCCUGCUGGUUUGCCCUCCUGGUCGGGGAGCAGCCACGGCGGCAGGCGGUUGUCAGCCGCGUAGUCUGGCAGAUCGGCUUUAGACGUGGCGUCCAUUACCAUGUAGCAGCCGCCGCAGUCACCACGGGAGAUGGCUCGUGCGAUGGUCUGGACUGCAAUGUUGUGUCGUUUUAUGUACAUUGCACGGAGUUGGGGGUUGUGGCAGCCUCCCAGUAUAUGGCCACCGGAGUCGGGUCCGCGACAGAGUGGGCAUGGGGCGGGGGUAUCGGGGCCAGCGCGGGGGGCUCGGCGGCCUGUGACUGUGCGGCCGAAACGGGCCGCGAGUUUAUUGUUCCACAGCUGCCCGUACAGAUAGUCCAUGCAGCGUUUGGCCUUGCGGUGCCGGCCUGAUUGCAGGUUCAUGGUUCGGGUGCUGGAUUUGAUAUCCAGGUCUGGGAUGGCGUUGGCAACGAAGCCAGUGUAGAGGGUUUCGCGGGUGUGGCCUUGAGCGAUGUGCGGGGCCGCGAGCGUGGCGAUGCCGCGGUUGAGGUCAUGCGCGUAGUGCCCUUCGUUCUUCUCUCGUGGCACCCCUUCCACAGUCGGUUUCAUAGUUUUACGUAUCCAGUAGUAUUGGCUACGCGGGUCGUUAUCGGAUUCCUCGACCAGCCACUCGGCCCCGGGCAUCUGUUCUCCCUUGGCGGUUUUCACCGCCGCCUGAUCUGCGAGUUCAUUGUGCGCAAUCCCUGAAUGUGCUUUGACCUUGAGGAGAUUAGUCCGGCGGCCGGCGUGGGAGCGGCGUUUCAGGAGCGCGAGGAUGUUAUCCAGCAGCGCUUUGUGUUUGCUGAAGGUGAGGAGUUGGGGCUGGUUGAUUGUUUUGCGGAUGAGGAACAGCGACGCAGCGGAGUCAGUGUAUACUGUGACUUCGGGGAGCGCUUGCACUUCGUCUAGCUUGAGCACUUGGUGUAUGGCCGAGAGCUCGCAGCGUGUGAUGGUGUUACAGCCGUGUUGCCCAGGGUUGACGUCGAUUUGAUAGCAGCGCAGCGUGCGGGCAUCAAUCGCUGCGGCCCCCCACGCGCUGGGCUGACCGAGGGCGUCCUUCUGCACUGAGCCAUCGGUGUAGAAGCCUUCAUAGGGAUUGAGGCGGAGGGGCUGGGUGGCCGCGAAGGGGGCCAGGGUGGCUGGCGUGGCCGGUACGGGAGGGGGUGUUACCCGGGGUGCCGCCGGACGGGUGCGGGUCAUCCGGCGAACUUGCUUGGUUACCCAUCGCGUGUGGGCCCACGUGAGUUGGGGCUGCGGGUCGACGGGCAUGCCCGAGAGGUAUAGGGAUGUGCCUAGGGCGUCGCGUAUGGGCUGGGCGAGUUGGGCUCCGGGUGUAUUGCUGACUAGCACUAGGUCGUGUUUUAGGGUGAUGCCUGUGUCGUUGUGGAUCUGGCCGAGAAGGGCGUGUGUUGUUGUGGCGGAGAUGCUGCCAAGGAGUGUAACUCUGGGGUGGGCGAGGUAUCGUGUGUAUGGCGCGUUGCGUUGGGUGGGGAGGAUGAGCAGCGUGGCAGUGGUUGGCGGGUUGCGGGUGUUUGUAAGGGUUUCGGUGUGUUCGGCCCAUGCUAGUGCCCAACGGACUGCGUGAGCUCCGUCUUCGGUGUUGGGUUCGGGGCAGGCGACAGCAACUCCAUCCCACGGCUGUGAGUACGCAUCAUAGUUGGCCCCAAAGAGCAUGUCUUCUUCGUACAGUGUGUAGUAGGUGGUGGCGGCGUCCGAGACGUUGAGGGGUGAUGCGAAGAGCUCCGUUGUGCUGCCUAUUGCUGUGUGCAGGGUUUGCGUCAGCCCUUCACACAGCAUGCGUUCGCCUUUUUCAGUAACAGGGUGGGAUUUGGAGCCGCCCCCGGGUUUGUAUCGGAGGAGCAGGCGGGCGAUGGCGGCCGCAAAGCCUCUGCCCUGAUCGUGCUUGGCGUGCACUUCGGGCCAGGUUGUUUGUGCAUGCUGGUAGCGUUGCCACAGGAGGCUGAGCCGCUCUGCGCUGAUGGUGCCUAUGCACCGUCCGCGGGGGUCGUAGACAUGCGCCAGGUGGGUGCCGCAUGCCGGGGAGCCGGGGUCGAGGACUGUACCGAGCUGGACGGUGUAUGCUUGCGUGGGGUGGAUGUCUCGGCUAGGGUUGCAGGGCUCAACGUUGAUAUCUACGUAGUGG